Heteronotia binoei (common prickly gecko) is the source of this 1364-nucleotide messenger RNA. It is a transcript of the gene HOXD3, whose product is annotated as homeobox D3. The record is from RefSeq and is a predicted model, not a curated record. Gene Ontology annotation, biological process: regulation of transcription by RNA polymerase II. Lineage: Eukaryota; Metazoa; Chordata; Lepidosauria; Squamata; Gekkonidae. Gene Ontology annotation, cellular component: nucleus. The transcript has 2 exons. Gene Ontology annotation, molecular function: DNA-binding transcription factor activity, RNA polymerase II-specific; RNA polymerase II cis-regulatory region sequence-specific DNA binding. Bases 45 to 1316 code for a protein of 423 amino acids.
GGUCUCUGCUUUUCGAGGCCUCGGCGAGCGGGGAGCCCCCGAAGAUGCAGAAGGCCGCCUACUACGACAACGCGGCGCUCUUCGGCGGCUACGGCGCCUACGGCAAGGCCGACGCUUACGGCUACACCUCGGCCCCGCCGCAGCCUUACGCCCAGCCGGCCCUCGACACCGACUACCCGGCCUCGGCCUGCUCCCUCCAGGGCGCCGCUCCCAUCCGUCCGCCGCCGCCGGCCCACAAGAGCGCCGCGGACCUCAGCGGUAGCUGCAUGCGCGGAGGGGGCCAGGCAGGCCCAACGCAACCCCCAGGCCUCGGCGAGCCCCAGCAGCAGGCCCAGCCGCCUCCGGCCCAGCAGCAGCAGGCCCAGGCGCCGCCCCCGGCCCUGCCCUCGCCUUCCCCGCCCAGCGCCAACACCGCCCACGCCGGGCCGGCCAAGAAGGGCAAAGGCGGGCCCAACGCCUCCUCCUCCGGCGCCUCGGCGGCCACCAUCAGCAAGCAGAUCUUCCCCUGGAUGAAGGAGUCCCGCCAGAACUCCAAGCAGAAAAACAGCUGCGCCCCUGCUGCAGGCGAGAACUGCGAGGACAAAAGCCCCCCCGGCCCUGCUUCCAAGCGGGUGCGCACCGCCUACACGAGCGCGCAGCUGGUGGAGCUGGAGAAGGAGUUCCACUUCAACCGCUACCUGUGCCGCCCGCGCCGGGUGGAGAUGGCCAACCUGCUGAACCUGACCGAGCGCCAGAUCAAGAUCUGGUUCCAGAACCGGCGGAUGAAGUACAAGAAGGACCAGAAAGCCAAAGGGAUCAUGCACUCGCCGGUCGGGCAGUCCCCCGACCGCAGCCCGCCCCUCAGCGGGCCGAACCACGUCGCCUACUCCAGCCAGCUCCCGACGGUCAACAGCCUCAGCUACGACGCCCCCUCGCCCACCUCCUUCGCCAAGUCCCAGCAGAACAUGUACGGCCUGGCCGCCUACACGGCGCCGCUCAGCAGCUGCCUGCCCCAGCAGAAGAGGUACCACCCGGGCGCCGAGUACGACCCCCACGCCAUGCAGAGCAACGGCGGCUUCGCCAACCCCAGCCUCCAGGGCAGCCCCGUCUACGUCGGGGGGAACUUUGUCGACUCCAUGCCGGCCUCCGGCCCCAUGUUCAACCUCGGCCACCUCUCCCACCCCUCCUCGGCCAGCGUGGACUAUAGCUGCGCGGCCCAGAUCCCCGGGAACCACCACCACGGACCCUGCGACCCCCACCCCACCUACACAGACCUGACCUCUCACCAUACAUCUCAGGGAAGGAUUCAGGAAGCCCCUAAACUGACGCAUCUGUAGUAGGCUGGCCUGUGGAUUCCCACAGAGAGAGAGAGAGAGAGAGAGAAU